Molecule: messenger RNA, 4804 nt
Organism: Anguilla rostrata (American eel)
Lineage: Eukaryota; Metazoa; Chordata; Actinopteri; Anguilliformes; Anguillidae
Product: lysophosphatidic acid receptor 1-A
Exons: 3
Coding region: 565-1602 (345 amino acids)
Biological process (GO): adenylate cyclase-activating G protein-coupled receptor signaling pathway; regulation of metabolic process; neurogenesis
Cellular component (GO): cytoplasm; plasma membrane
Molecular function (GO): lysophosphatidic acid receptor activity
Source: RefSeq, a predicted model, not a curated record
AUAGCUACACCACAUCCCCUUUUGAAUAGCUUUAUCAGGAACCGACUUGCUCAACCAAGUUUUAGAUAUCACAAUUAUAUCCGCAUCAGUUGAUUCAACCCAAAUCCUUAUCAGGUCUAUUUUCGGAACUACACUACGAACAUUAAAAUGUACUAUACCCAGACGCGAUGUACUUUUAAAAUCUGACGGAGUUUCCAAACAUUUUAGACUUACGUCUGGGCCAGGGUUUGGUUGAACAUUUCCGGAUAAAAGCAACAGCAGAACAAUUAAGCUUCUCAGUUCAGUGUGCUUAAACAUCACUUUUUCGGCAUUUAAUUUGUCCACAAAAUCCAAAACGGAGUCUUUCGAUACAACAAAGUAGUCAUACAAAAGCAACAAACUACGAAGAUGAUGUAGGAUUUUCGAAUUUUGUGUUGGCUUGACGACAGACAGAGCAUGAUCAAAAUGAAAUACUGAGUCCGUGGCAGUCAAAGGGAAGAUCAUCCGCGAAAAACGCUCGUGAUUGGAACUACUCACCACAUUCUGCUCACUACGGACGUUUGUUUAGGGUCCUCGGAGAACAAAAUGGCCGAAGGGCAGUGCUACUACAACGAGACAAUCGCCUUCUUCUACAACCGCAGCGGGAAGUAUCUGGCCACAGAAUGGAAUACAGUCAGCAAGCUGGUGAUGGGACUGGGCAUCACUGUGUGCAUCAUCAUAAUGCUGGCCAACCUGCUGGUCAUGGUCGCCAUCUACACCAACCGCCGCUUCCACUUCCCCAUCUACUAUCUCAUGGCCAACCUGGCGGCCGCGGACUUCUUUGCCGGGCUGGCGUACUUCUACCUGAUGUUCAACACGGGUCCGAACACGCGGAGGCUGACCGUGAGCACCUGGCUGCUUCGGCAGGGCCUGCUGGACACCAGCCUGACCGCCUCGGUGGCCAACCUGCUGGCCAUCGCCAUCGAGCGCCACAUCACCGUCUUCCGCAUGCAGCUGCACACGCGCAUGAGCAACCGGCGCGUGGUGGUGGUCAUCGUGGUCAUCUGGACCAUGUCCAUCGUCAUGGGCGCCAUCCCCAGCGCUGGCUGGAACUGCAUCUGCGACCUGAGCAUCUGCUCCAACAUGGCGCCCCUCUACAGCAACUCCUACCUGGUCUUCUGGGCCGUCUUCAACCUGGUCACCUUCGUGGUCAUGGUGGUGCUCUACGCCCACAUAUUCGUCUACGUGCGGCAGAGGACCAUGCGGAUGUCCCGCCAGAUCUCUGGGCCCCGGCGGAAGAGGGACACCAUGAUGAGUCUGCUGAAGACCGUGGUGAUCGUCCUGGGUGCCUUCAUCAUUUGCUGGACACCUGGUUUGGUUUUGCUGCUCUUGGAUGUUUUCUGCACCAAAUGCAACGUGCUGGAUUUCGAGAAGUUCUUCCUCCUCUUGGCUGAGUUCAACUCCGCCAUGAACCCCAUCAUCUACUCGUACAGGGACAAGGAGAUGAGCGCCACCUUCAAGCAGAUCCUGUGCUGCCGGCGGCAGGAGAACGUAAACGGUGCCGCGGACGGCUCUGACCGCUCGGCCUCCUCCGUCAACCACACCAUCCUGAGCGCGCCGCUUUACGACCGCACGGUUGUGUAGGCUAACGGGCACCACACAACACCACCUGGCUGGAGCAGAACAGGGUGAAUCGCAGGUCACCAGGAGAUCAUCCAAAUAGGAUGUUGCCAAAAAGGACAAUGCCAUCGCGUUGCCACAUUGGCCAGAAGUUUCUUGCAAAAGAAAUGUCACGUUGCCUAUGGAGCUCCCUGCGUUAUGCAGGGAGGACUAACUUAAUGUGAUAUUAAUGUCAGAACACACACAUGCACGCUCACACACACUGUUACACGCGCACACACACAGACACGCACGCACACACACAGUUACACGCGCACACACACAGACACGCACGCACACACACAGACAAACACACACACACAGACAAACAGACACACGCACACACACACACGCACUCUCACACAGACAUGCAUGCACACACACACCCACGCAGACACACACACACACACACACACACACACGAAGACACACACACACAUCUUAGUUACUGUGUUCUCGUUAUCUCCCCCUUAUUGGGAUGUCUUGAUAGGCAUUUUUAGGAUAUACCACAGUAUCGCAUUUUAUAAUUAUCAUUCUGCAGACGACAUCUAUAUCUUGGUCAUUAAAUGUAAAAUGUAUACCAUAGUAUUUAUUCAAGUUAAUACCAUUAUAAUUUACAAAGGGAACAAGACCUGUGUCCUAUCAUUUGUUGGAUAAGUAUACAGUCUUUGUGAAUGGAAUGUUUAUAGAAUAAUGUAGACAUAUAGCUUUUUUAAUACAUUUAAAAUAAGCAAUACAUCGAUCAAGUGCUGUUCACAAACAAGUUUUGAGAUACAAAAUUCAUGUCACCUGCUGAUAGCAGGGUAAAUCCAGAACUAGCCAAUGUGUUUUCUUAUUUAUAGUAUGAAGAAAAAAAAGUCAAUACAUUGCUAAGCUACAUUAGGUAUAGGCUGACCAGGUCACUCGGUACGACAAAUGUCUGCAGGUUUCUUAGUGAGAGGAUGAAAUGCAGUUGUGGUUUUAUUGCUCCCUGCAUAGUGAAAUGUGUAUAUCUAUCCAGAGGUGGAAAGAAUCCAGGUUCAGAAAGUAAAAGUCCUCCCCUGCUUUUUGCUCCAAUCACCUGGAUUUGCUAAUUAGCACAAUGGUGGAGCUAAAUCAGCUGGCUGAGUUCAUGGGCGGAGGAAACACACGGAAGGACUUUUACUGUCUCAGUCGUGGACCUUCGCCCUCUGGCUGUUUCCUUCAUCAUGGCAUCAUGUGGAGAGUUGACGAAGGUCAGAAGUAGAACAUAAAGCUCGAUUCUUCCGCUUGGUCACUGGAAACAGUUUUGAUUGAGUGGGCAUAGAAACAGGUAGCUAAAAAGGGAAUACUGUCUUUCAUUUUAUAUGCAUUUCACAGAGGGCAGGUUUCACUGUACAUGAAGAAAACUCAGAAUUGGACAUGAAAAAAAUUGCUUUCCUUUUCUGAGAAAAUCUUACAUAUUCCCUCUCCUGUCUCUGUAUGAAGUUCUGUUCUUUACAAUAUUCCAACAUUGUUUUAAUUUUUUGUCAUGUUACUUGAUUUUCCCUACGAGAGUGUAAGUACUUAUGGACCGACCCACCGACUCACCCCGAGGUCAUUAUAGCUUUGCGAUUCUGGUACGGACAGUCGUGGCUACCGUAAAUGAAAUAUGGUAGGCAAUGUUGGAAAUUAAUUCAAUUUCAUGUUUUGGAUAUAAUAAACAUGCAUUAACACUUAAAAUAAGAUUUUUUUUUUUGCUUUGAAAAUAUUGUAUAAUAAUAUUUAGUGAUAAUAAAAUUGCUGGUCUUUUUUUGAUCGAAUAACUUUGCUUAAAAAGUAAAUAGUUUAUAAAUGCUUGCCUUUAAGAUUUAACUUUUACUCCAAGUCUCACGAUGCUGUACAAACAGAUAAAGAAACCUUUUCCCUUCAUGAGUGAAGUGUGUGGUGAAUGUGGCCUUGCCUUUCGUGUGAAUGACGGCCAUUUUAAUUGGCUGAUAGGUCAAGUCAUCCUAUGAGUUGCUUCAUGAUGAAUCAGCCUUUGAUCUCAAUGCAGCUGUGUUACAGCCCAGCUUCCAGCCUUUCAUGCCCACAGAUGUUUACCUGCCAUCAGCACCUGAGGAAUUCAAAUUAGCACUUUAUUUUACAGUGCCUUAAAUGAAGCACGGCCUUCAGUAAUUAAUCGCGAAGGCCCGUGUGAUUCUGAGAUUUAAUGUUUAGUACAUGAAGACAUGUGGGAAAGCUGAAGUUGUUUUGAAUUAAUGCAGCCAUACAUCAGUAUGGAGCAAAGGGAACAUACAGCAUGUCUCUUGUGUAUACUCUGGGUACCCAACGUUUGUAUAAAUCUCUGAUAUACUGAAUAUAUAACAAAUAACGUGUUUGUUGCUGGCUAAAUGCUGAAAAGGCAGCAUAAAUAUAGCCCCCCCCUCCCACCAGAAAAUAAAAAAUAAAAUGUCCUUUUCUGCUUUCUGAUAUGCUUUCUGCCUUACCCAGGACACAGAUAUCAAAGUGUGAUAAUUCUGCACAACUCAGCUUUUAGGAAAGGACACAGUUAUGAAGCGUACUUAUCUGGUUACGACAGCGAUUUCCUGACCAGCAGAUACUUCUGUUCUAGUGGCAGACAUCCAACCAUCGGCCUUAUCUGGCUAUGACAGCAAUGUCCCAACCAAUAGAGUUGCUUCUCUUCUAGUGUCAGACAUUCAAUUUCAGAGAAACAUGGACAGUUGGGAAUCUUGUUGCCUGUGGAAGGAAAGUGGAAGCAGCUUUUAAAAGUGGUGAAAACCACUGAUACUGGGCAGCUCAGACGAUAUUCAAACGCACAUGCAAUCAAUUCAGACAUGAAGAGUUAGUAAAAUCAGCCUGGGAAAUGCAGUCUACUGCUCUUUCACGCUACUUAAUUUACAGUCUGGAAGACUGGCAAAUGGUCAAUACAGGGGUCAGGGAAAAUGGGAUAUCUUGCGCUAUUUUUCUGGCUUAAGCGCAAACUUACCCUAGAGCAACCGGGAGCAAAAAAGGCAAGUUAGCGUGAGUCCAGAUCAGGGCCUACAAAUCCCUGGUAAAACUGUUACCUUCAGUGAGAUGCUUGAACUGCAUUAGGGAACAUAACGCUGUAUAAAUGGGCUACAUUCAUUUGAAAGUAAAGCUUGUAAGCACUGUAUAUUGGCACUGUAUACCUGGGUAUUGGCAUCUGCUAACUGAUUAAUGUACGUAAUGUAAAAUGCCUUCCAAUAAAAUACAAAGUUCACCUGAA